AUGGAAUGUCAAACUUGCUCGGAUCAAUUCACUACCUCCGAGGCGUUGCACGAGCAUAUUGGAUUCUAUCAGUCCCAGGCUCAGUAUCAUGUGCGCGAGUUGCUGAGAUGCCUGGCACACGUCCAUUCCCCCCCCAACAGUCAUGUUUCCGGCGAUGACAAACCUGGCAAUCGCUUAGGCGAUACUGGUGCCUCCUUUGACUUUGACUCUGAAAAUACUCCAUGCUACGAACUUUGCCCGUCGUGCGGACGCAUUAUGGAACGCGCGAGUACCUAUCUUCACCACAACUGCAAGAAGGGUAAAUCGACCAUACAAAUCUUGCAGCGACGGAAGGCACUUCGGCGACAGGUGGACAUACAAUUGAGAGAAGCCAGGACAGAGAGUUCUCGUGCCGCCCAUACAAAAGACCCAAUAGAAGAAGACACACAUCAGCGUCACAAAAGACGAAAGACGGAGAAUGGUGGCAUUGGAACUGAACUUCCAACAACAUCAGCUUUCAGCAAGCCUGCGCACGAGGUCAAAGACAUUCUUGGACCUUCCAUGGCCACCACGGACAAUGUUGAUGACCAGCCGGUUUCAAGUAAUACCGAGACCUUCUCUAAACCGUUGAACCUCCUGCCUAUGGGCUCCAGCCUCGAUCUAUCAUUAAACUUGGGAGAGCCCUCUUUGCCACAGUCGCAGUUCUACCACGCCCUUCCAACUUCUGAUCCAUCUCAUGUCGCUGUGGCAGAGUAUGGUGCACACGGCCUCGAUCCUUUUGCGGACAUGAUAUCUAUGUCCAAGGCGCCGCUCAUGUACGCAGGCACAACACUCGUAUCGAAAGCUCCGCUCAUGUAUAUGUCGACGCAAAUGUUUGGGUUGCACGAUGUAGAGCACGAGCUUAAUGGACAGGCGAUGUCAGGAGCUGAGCACGGAGUGACCAACUCUGUGGGUUCGAACAUGGUCACCUCCACCGAGAGAACUGGCGACGGAUAUGGGCCACUUGGGUAUUGA
Colletotrichum godetiae is the source of this 993-nucleotide messenger RNA. RefSeq lists its product as uncharacterized. The record is from RefSeq and is a predicted model, not a curated record. Lineage: Eukaryota; Fungi; Ascomycota; Sordariomycetes; Glomerellales; Glomerellaceae. The transcript is spliced from 3 exons. The coding region runs from base 1 to 993 and encodes 330 amino acids.